AUGGAGGAACUUGGGUUAUAUCGCAUUAACAACUUUGUUGUUACAUCAAAUUCCAAGAAAUUUAAAGACUACAACGCACAAGCACAGGUUGAUUUUCAUAAAAACAACUUCUAUCGAGAUCCUUCAUUUCAUAUGGACAUCUUUAAUUUGCAUCCAUUUGACCAACUGACAAUUCACCAUAUUAUCGAUGACACAGAACUUUUUGAUGUUGUUGGCCAGGUUGUAACAUAUAAAGGUGUUCAAACAUUCAAGCAAGGAGACAGUAAUAGUGUAUUCAUAAAUAUUGCGCUAGAAGAUGAUAAAUUAAAUGCAGCAUGUGAUUCUAAUUAUGAGCGGCUUAGCCAGACAAAUUCUCAACAGUGUAAUUCUAUCACGGAUGAGUUAGCCAAAGGAAUUGUACCUUUUAAAUAUAUCAAUGAUUUGACUGUAUGCACAGAAGAAGCUAGCUAUUGGAUUGCUGCAAAAGUUGUUUGUUUUGAUCUUGAUCAUGGUUGGUCAUACAUGGCUUGCAACAAGUGUAUUAUAAAGGUUGAACAAGAUGGAAACUCAUUUUUUUGUCCAAAAUGCAAUUCAGAGGCAAAAGUUGUUCACAGGUAUAGGCUGCAAGUUCGUGUAAUGGAUGAAACUGAUCUUAUAACCCUAUUACUUUGGAACCGUGAAGCUGUGCAACUUAUGGAAAAAACUGCAAAAGAAUUAAAGAAGGGCUUAAUUGAUGAUGAUGAAUGUUUGUAUCCAAGUGAAUUGGAUGAUAUUGUUGAAAAAAAACUCAUGUUUAAGGUCACGGUGAAGGAAUCUAAUAUAUACAAGCAGGAUGAAGUCUACAAAGUUCUAAAAUUUGCUGCUGAUGAAUCUUUUUUCAAGGAAUAUUGUCAUCCUUCACUAAACUUUUUCAAGGAAUAA
Messenger RNA from Capsicum annuum, 900 nucleotides. RefSeq lists its product as uncharacterized. Gene Ontology annotation, cellular component: nucleus. Gene Ontology annotation, molecular function: DNA binding. NCBI's taxonomy places the organism in Eukaryota, Viridiplantae, Streptophyta, Magnoliopsida, Solanales, Solanaceae. The record is from RefSeq and is a predicted model, not a curated record. Gene Ontology annotation, biological process: DNA recombination; DNA repair; DNA replication. The transcript has 5 exons. The coding region runs from base 1 to 900 and encodes 299 amino acids.